CGUCUGUCUCCAGUAUCGUGCUAGCCACGCAUGCAAGGACAACAUCUCAAGGACGAGGUAAACCAGCCACACGUGGUUGAUAAGAUCAAUCAAUCAAGGAACGAGAAGCAGGGGAAGAUCAGAUCAUGGACGCCGAACUUGGUGAUCGUUGUCUUUUUGACCAUGAUCGUCGAGACCCCUCGGGCGGCUGGAUUGGUCAAUGCUCCGCACUCCUCCGCAUCAGUCGUCGUGGCUGCCACUUUUGAAGAUUUCGGCAUGGUCUUCAUUGUAACAUCUCUUACUGCUGUCUUGUAGUUGUGAUGUCUGAUAUGAGAAAGUAGGUUUUAUAGUAGAGCCCCUUU
This is a messenger RNA of Aureobasidium pullulans EXF-150, 341 nucleotides long. RefSeq lists its product as uncharacterized. Bases 31 to 294 code for a protein of 87 amino acids. The record is from RefSeq and is a predicted model, not a curated record. NCBI's taxonomy places the organism in Eukaryota, Fungi, Ascomycota, Dothideomycetes, Dothideales, Saccotheciaceae. The transcript has a single exon.